AUGGCCAUGAUUACAUGGCCCACCACCUAUAAGGUCUCGCAAAUUGUGGGAAUUUUGGCGGUCGGAGGGACUAUAUUAGGAAUGGAUAUCGCUUCAAUUUCACUAUUCUUGGGAGAAGAAUAUUUCAAGGAAUAUUUCGGCUACCCAGGUCCUCUUCUCCAAGGUUUAAUAACAGGUGCAAAUCCUGUAGGAGGUUUUAUUGGGUGCAUCUGCUUUGGAGGUUUGACAGAACAGGUGGGCCGCGUCAGCACUUUUCAAAUUGUAGCUUUGGUAUGGAUUUUAGGCUCUGUCAUAUCAGCAUCAGUUUUGAACCUGGCAAUGUUGAUUGCGGGUCGGUUGGUGCGUGGAGUUGCGGUCGGUAUACUAUCCGUCUUAUUACCGGUCUAUAUCGGAGAAGUGAUACCUAUCAAUAAGAAAGGAGCAGCUACGUCGGUAGUUCAACUGGCGCUAACAGUCUCUAUUCUGAUAAUCUUCUUCAUGUGUUUUCUUCUAAAUAACUUAGAGAGCCAGCUGUCCUUUCGUGUGGCUUGGGGGCUGGAGCUUGUACCAGGCUUGGUGUUCUUCUUGCUCACCUUUAGCUUGGCUGAGUCGCCAAAGUGGUUGGUUAGCCAGGGCCAAUAUAAUCGUGCUCAGAAUGUGUAUCGAAAUUUCAGCGCGGUCAGUUUUUCUGGAACGGCAGAUGCCACUAAAAUGGACGUGUUGGACAUGUGCGGUCCCGAUCAAAAGACAAAAUACUCAGAUCUGUUUUCCAACUCUUUGUUGAAGCUCACCAUGAUUGGUAUUACCGUUCAAAUGCUGGUUCAACUGUGCGGCAUCAACAUUAUAAUGUUCUACAUUGUUUUCAUAUGUGAAAUGAUCGGGCUUAGAGGCGCUGGUAAACUGAGUGCAGCAUCUGCCCCGUAUCUCAUCAAUGUCGUGUUCACAUGCAUCCCGAUCUUAACACUAGACCGUCUGCGCCGGAAGCUUGUCCUAGCGUAUGGUGGAAUUUCUUUGGCCUGCACCAUGACAUUGAUAGGAAUUACGAUGGGAGCCUUGGGUCAUGGUGUCACUCCCAGCAACGGCAAUGACACGGUUGUUUGGGAAGUAACCGGAACUCCGGGCUUCGUUAUUUUAGCGUUAUGUUUUCUAUCUGUGGCAGUUUUCUCGUCAACGAUAUCGUGUUGUGCAUGGCUAUACACUAACGAAGUUUUUCCCGCACGGGCCAAGUGUAAGGGGAUGGCUUUUUGUAUGGCCACGAGUUGGAUUCUAAAUUCCUCUUUAACCUUUACAACUCCGCUUCUUCUCAGCAAAAUUAAAUGGAUUACGUUCGUCAUUCUGGGGUCGGUUACUGCCAUUUUGUCCUUGGUAGUCGCAAUAUGGUUUCCUGAAACGAAGAAGCUUCUGAAUGACGCGCCACGAAUCGAUAGCAGUCCUUGUGAGGAAUCCAUUGAGGGAAAGGAAAGUCGAUCUGCGGCACCAUCACCAGCCGACACCGACAACAACGGAAUUCAAUUGAUAGCGGACCCCCAGUACGAGGACAUCGUAUAG
Molecule: messenger RNA, 1527 nt
Organism: Lachancea dasiensis
Lineage: Eukaryota; Fungi; Ascomycota; Saccharomycetes; Saccharomycetales; Saccharomycetaceae
Source: the annotation of a GenBank genome assembly